Molecule: messenger RNA, 3419 nt
Organism: Ipomoea nil (Japanese morning glory)
Lineage: Eukaryota; Viridiplantae; Streptophyta; Magnoliopsida; Solanales; Convolvulaceae
Product: serine/threonine-protein kinase Nek5-like
Exons: 14
Coding region: 409-3147 (912 amino acids)
Biological process (GO): microtubule-based process; protein phosphorylation
Cellular component (GO): cortical microtubule
Molecular function (GO): ATP binding; protein kinase activity
Source: RefSeq, a predicted model, not a curated record
AAAAACUAUUUUCUCUCCCAAAAAACUUGAGCACUUGGGAACUGUGACAACUGUUUCUUCAAAUCAGCUCAGCUCCAGAAAUAAACAAAUCCAAUAAAGAAAGCACAACAACAUAACACAUAAACACCUUCACAUGCCCCUCCUCCUCCUCAAAAGAGGACUGUCAUUUUCCUUUCCUUGAUACUCAAAAAGCACAGACAGGCAUAUGCUUAUGUGUUUGGGUUGGUUGUGCUGUUUACCUUGGGUCUGAUCUGGAAAUGGGUCGCAGAAGAUCCAAGGGCCGGAGUGGGUUUUGAUUGAUUGAUUCAUUGCUUGCGCUCUUUGGGUGAUUUGAAACUUUCAAAUUCUGUUCUACUUUUUGCUUUUUCCGGGGCGGGUAAAAAAUUGGGGAGUAGCAGCAAAUCAGCAAUGGAGUCAAGAAUGGAUCAGUAUGAGAUCAUGGAGCAGAUUGGCAGAGGGGCAUUUGGUGCUGCUAUUCUAGUUCAUCACAAACAAGAGAGGAAAAAAUAUGUUCUGAAGAAGAUUCGGUUAGCUCGGCAGACUGAGCGUUGCAGAAGAUCUGCUCAUCAGGAGAUGGCAUUAAUUGCAAGGAUUCAACACCCAUAUAUUGUUGAAUUCAAGGAAGCAUGGGUGGAGAAGGGCUGCUAUGUUUGCAUUGUUACUGGCUACUGUGAAGGUGGUGACAUGGCUGAACUGAUGAAGAAAGCGAAUGGACAAUGUUUCCCGGAAGAGAAACUUUUGAAGUGGUUCACUCAGUUACUCUUGGCCGUUGAAUAUCUACAUUCGAAUUAUGUUCUACAUCGUGACCUGAAAUGCUCUAACAUCUUUCUUACAAAGGAUCAAGAUGUUCGCCUUGGGGAUUUUGGACUUGCUAAAACACUCAAGGCAGAUGACCUGGCCUCUUCGGUUGUUGGAACUCCCAAUUACAUGUGCCCUGAACUUCUUGCAGACAUUCCUUACGGUUUUAAAUCAGAUAUAUGGUCUCUAGGUUGCUGUAUAUAUGAAAUGGCUGCACAUCGGCCUGCAUUUAAAGCUUUUGACAUGGCGGGACUGAUAAGCAAGAUUAACCGAUCAUCCAUUGGGCCUCUUCCUUCUUGUUAUUCUCCAUCUUUGAAAGCACUUAUUAAGGGCAUGCUAAGAAAGAAUCCCGAGCAUCGGCCUAGUGCAUCAGAGCUCCUGAAACACCCAUAUUUGCAGUCCUAUGUUGAACAAUAUCGCCCGUCUGUUAAUCCUCCUCCAGCUAGGUCGCUUGAAAAACCUGGGAGCACGGGUAAUGACAGUCGAAAGAGUAUGGCCGAAAGCCUAAGUAGCACGAGCUCUUGCAGCGAUAGAGAUAGUUUUAUGUCGAGCGAGAAAAACAUCCAUGUUUUGGCUUUGAAUUGUGACAAUAAUAAGGGGUCCGAUGCCAAUUUGGCCUUUGCCGAUGAUGAAAUUGAGUGUGGCCACGGGGAUGAACGUGGAACGGAUACUUGUAGUGAAAAGACGGAGGAUCAGGAGGCGGCGGGAAAUCUCUUGCAGAACGAAAAGAGAUCUAAUUUGGAAUCUAAACAACCUAGAACGAUAAGGAAUAUAAUGAUGGCAUUGAAAGAAGGGAAAGGUAGAGAAAAUAGCUCUCCUAUGAGAGGCAACCGAGCAAAGUCUAGUUCUCCGGGCACACAGAAAGCUCUUGAAGUGUCGCCUAAAGUCCCGAAGCCAAAUUCUGUUAGCCCUAGUUCUAGGACUAAUGUCGAGGGAUCUGUAAAACGGGCGCAUUUAAUGCCUUCUCUGAAGCAUCAGUUGCCCGCUAUUGAAUCGUCCCCGAAGACUAAGCCUAAACACGAGGGGGUUUCUCCGGGGCCUGUGAAGGAAGAGGGAUUGCCUUCAAGGGUGAGACAAAAAACGCCUCCUAGUUUAAUUAGGCGACCAUCGUUUCCUUCGAGGAUAAGGCAAGCCGGGAAUGAUGCUGCUCCAGUUUCUGUGGAUCCCGAAGUGAGCCCCAAUUCCAUGUCUCAUGGCUUUCAUAUCCAUGCUUCAAAGGAUAGUAGCAAUUCCGCUUCCUCUUCAGUAUCAAUUCAAGGAUUUGAAGUUUGUGACUCGACGACAACCCCAUUUGUUAAACUUGCUGAACAGGCUAUAGAUACAGACAGCCUAGGAUCAAGACCGUCUUGUUCGGUUACUACCUCCACGCAGUCUGAUGUUCCCGAUGGUUCAUCCCGGGAUAACCUUGAACAUAAGAUCAAAUUCGAAGACAGCCCGGAUGACAUUUUCGAGGAACGCCAUCAACAAAUGGAUGAUCCAAUUGUAGCGGUGGAGAACGCCCUCCCAGAUUCAGAAUCAACAACGGUUGGUUCCAAAGACGAUGCUCCAACCGGAACGCCCGCUAGCUGUUCUGACGUGGAGCAGUCACCCGCCAUUCCCGUGCCCGGUGGCGAUGACAAGCACAUGGUAAAAGAAUUCGUCUCUUCAGCAACCAAUGGUGCCACUCCAACUGCUGCUCCCAUUUCUUCGAGCCAAAAGAAUAACCACAUUUCAGUAUUGAAGGAUGAUGACAAGUUCACUUUGAAGGAACUAUUAUUGCCACCAACCGAUCCGUCCAAUCCCUCCCCCGUUAUCCCUCCUGUGUCAACAACGCUGGAGACUUUACUGCCCGAGAACGGGACUUUUCUGCAGGAUAUCGAUAAACCAUCCCCUAGUCACACUACACCGGCUUUUGAUGAUGUCAUACACGUGAUCCGGCACAGUAGCUUCCGAGUUGGUAGUGAGCAGCCACUGAUCAAAACUGCGGAGAGAAACGCAGAUGUUGUUGGGAAGCUGAUAAACGUGGUAAGAGACGAGCCCGACACUGCAACCAAGGAAAUAGACACGAAAAACCUCAGCAACCCCAACAGCUCUCCGGCUCCAAUUCAAGAUUCUUGUGAACCGGCAAAAGCAGCAGAGGAAACGCCAGUAAAAGAGAUAUUAGACGUAAAGUCAUUCAGGCAGAGGGCAGAGGCGCUCGAAGGGCUAUUAGAACUCUCAGCUGACUUGCUCGAGCAUAAUAGAUUAGAAGAGCUGGCUGUCGUUCUGAAACCUUUCGGGAAAGAGAAGGUCUCCCCGAGGGAAACCGCAAUCUGGUUAGCUAAGAGCCUGAAAGGAAUGAUGCUGGAAGAGUCUGCUCAGAGUUCAUGAUUACUAUCCAAAAGGUUAGCCUUCUGCAUUUUUUGCUUGGUUCAAUUCUCCAAGAGAAAUGCUUACAUCUGUCUACUUUCCCUCUUUCUUUCUUUUUUUUGUUUCUUUUUCUAUAAUGUUUUUGUUAUUCUUUUAUUUAGUGAAGUGUACAUAUUGAGGAUAUAAACCCUGUUUUUUAAUUCCUUUUUCCCACUGCAAGUGUAAGAAUAUGUUGUAUAACAUUGUACAUUGUUGACAUUUAUUGGAAUUAUACUGAUUUGUCAUGCUGUUUA